Molecule: messenger RNA, 1326 nt
Organism: Mucor velutinosus
Lineage: Eukaryota; Fungi; Mucoromycota; Mucoromycetes; Mucorales; Mucoraceae
Exons: 3
Coding region: 1-1326 (441 amino acids)
Cellular component (GO): membrane
Molecular function (GO): alpha-(1->3)-fucosyltransferase activity
Source: RefSeq, a predicted model, not a curated record
AUGCCAACUACCUUGCCGCCUUUGAAGAUCGUGUAUGCUACUCCCUGGUUUGGCACUAGAAAAUUCAUGGAAGACCAGAAAAUCAGCGCAAAAGAAUGCCCCAUACCAGAUGAUUUCGACAUUGAUACAAAUGAAAGUCAUUGGUGUACACUGACAAGCACAACGGAUGAUAUGGAGGAUGCUGCUGCCUUGAUAUUCCAUGCGCCAGAUACAAUGCUAUUCAAAUUGCCAGAUCAUACCACCAAUCAGCCCUGGAUAUUGGAGUCAUUAGAAACGCCAUUUUCAAGUUUAUUCAGAGCAGAUAAGGACAUCAUGACCAAGUUCAACUAUUUGGCUUCAUAUCAUUUCAAAUCCACCUUCUUAUUCUCGUAUUUUUCACCUGCGAUCAUGGAUGUCGUGAACAGACCACUUCCCAGGGACUUUAUCAAAACAAAAACCAAAUCUGCACCUAUUUUAUGGAUAGCCAAAAACUGCAGAGCAACCAAUGGAAGAGAGAAAUACAUUGAAAAGCUCAUGGAAUACGUGGAUGUGCAUAGUUACGGUGAUUGCUUAAACAACAAGCCAUUUCCAUCUGACAAGUCCCGCACAGAUCUCAUCGCGGAAUACAAGUUUUAUUUGUCCAUUGAAAACUCUAAUUGCCAAGAUUAUGCCACUGAAAAGUUAUAUGAUACCUUGGCCUUAUCAGCGGUGCCUAUUGUGGAUGGACCCGCUAGCUACGCUGGCUAUAUACCAACAAACCGCUCUGUCAUCUACAUGGAUGCGUAUCCCGAUCCAAAGGACUUAGCAGAUUACAUUAAUUAUUUACACAACAACGAUACAGCUUAUUUAGAGUACCUGUCAUUCAGACAACACGCCAUUGACGUUGCACCAAAAAAUAGACUAGAACCUGAAUUCAUUAGUCGCUGGAAUGAUACCAUGGACUUCAACCAAAAAUCAAGCUACUGCUCUGUGUGUCGUGGUGUGUUACCUUGGUGGUCAUACAAAAGUGAUCCAAAUCAAAAGCUUACCUACCAUGACCCAAAUGAAGCCAACCUCUUCUUGGUGGACGAUACUUGUUCUGCCUCGGGAAAGUGGAAUUAUAUUGCGGAUGGUCCCCCUUAUCAGCCCAAGUGGACGCCCAGACCUCGAGACGAAUUCACUCGGCCCAACUCAACAUUACAGGAAACGACAGAGACUACUGCCAAUGACACGUUGACAGCCAUAGAUUCAAGCCAAACACAGAAUGCACAAGACAUUGCCUAUAGAGUUUUAGUGGCUAAUGUUUCUUUCAUUGCCUUGUUUUUCGUAUUUAUUGUAUUUUUAUAUAGAGAAUCUAAAAAGCAUUAA